AUGGAAGGCAUCGCUCAACCUCAUAACGACGCGCUGGUAAUAUCUGUCCUUAUGAAUAGGUUUAGAAUUAAACGUGUGCUAAUUGAUCCAGGUAGCUCGGCUAAUAUCAUCCGAUGGAGAGUCAUCGAGCAGCUGGGACUACUGGAUCAGAUCGUACCAGCAAUACGAGUUCUCAAUGGAUUCAACAUGGCCUGCGAAAUGACGAAGGGUGAGAUCACCUUACCGAUCAACACGGCAGGAACUACGCAGCAGAUUUUUUUUUUUGUGAUAGAGGGAGAUAUGGGAUACAACACAUUAUUGGGAAGACCGUGGAUUCACCUCAUCAAAGAGGUCCCCUCAACUAUGCAUCAGGCGUUGAAAUUCCUGACCUCAGAGGGGAUCAAAACGAUUUAUGGUGAACAACAGGCAGCAAAGGAAAUGUUUGCGGUCGAAGAAUCUGUUAAGACUACAAAGAUACCAGAUUGGAAUGAAGGGGAAAGUGUCACGACCUGA
Molecule: messenger RNA, 492 nt
Organism: Lycium barbarum (goji berry)
Lineage: Eukaryota; Viridiplantae; Streptophyta; Magnoliopsida; Solanales; Solanaceae
Exons: 1
Coding region: 1-492 (163 amino acids)
Source: RefSeq, a predicted model, not a curated record